AUGGGAGGCCGGCGUGGCGAUACGAAGAAGUUCUUCCAAGCCUGGAAGAAGGGCGCUGCCCAGCAGCGGAAGGAGAUGAAGAUCCACGAGCGCGAGAUCGGCUGGAAACGGCAUUGCAACGGCAUGGAUCCGGACUUCCCGAAGAACUGCAACGGCAUGAAGCAGCUUUUACCCAGCAGCCUUACCUUACCCUUGAAUAACUUCUUGGCGCUGGACACAGGCGAUGUGGAAAGCUUCCGUGCCUCGCGUGGGCGAGACUACCGGAUGGGCAUGUCAGGCAUGUCGGACAAACUGAAGCAGGCCACCUUGUCAAGGGCCAUGGGCUUCCUACCCGAGAUCAAGGACCGCCACGCCGGCCAUGCGCAUGGCAGAAGCCAAGAGCGAGUGGAGGAGGAUCGGUGGUUUGGACCUGAGAGUGAGAUCCAGACCGUGGCUCGAAGCAAGUCAGGGGAGCUUUGCUUCCUGGACACCCGCACCAUGCGCAUUCGCCACUGCCCCGUGGAAUUCGGACACGUGCAGGUGGUGCGGCGGCGGUCCUCCGUGCUGGAUUUGCAAGGAUGA
Durusdinium trenchii is the source of this 561-nucleotide messenger RNA. The record is from the annotation of a GenBank genome assembly. NCBI's taxonomy places the organism in Eukaryota, Dinophyceae, Suessiales, Symbiodiniaceae.